Molecule: messenger RNA, 3631 nt
Organism: Schistocerca piceifrons (Central American locust)
Lineage: Eukaryota; Metazoa; Arthropoda; Insecta; Orthoptera; Acrididae
Product: cholinesterase 1-like
Exons: 12
Coding region: 185-1939 (584 amino acids)
Source: RefSeq, a predicted model, not a curated record
ACCUCGGCGCCUCUCAGUGGACACCGGCGCUCCGGAUAGCAAGGAGAAGAGGUCGGGCCAGGGUCCGCGCUUACAAGGUCCGCCGGCGUGGGAUGGUGGCCCGCUGGUAGCUGCCGCUGGCAACGGACGCCGAGGGCCCACCUCGACAACACCAAGUGUCGCACGCAAGCCCACGCCACCAGCCAUGGCCCCGCUCGCUAUCUACUUGGUGUGGGCGUGGCUGCUGGCGGCCGCCCCCGCCGCCUCCGAGGUGUGGGUGCGCCUCCCCGACGGCAGCCGGCUGCUGGGCGCCGCCACCUCCACCGCCAGGACGGGGCGGCCGGUGUACGAGUUUCGCGGCGUGCGGUACGCCUCCGCGCCCUCCAGUGAGCGCUUCAAGCACUCGCAGCCGGUGGGUCCCCUGGGCGAGUACAACGCGACGCAGUUCGCACCGCCCUGCCCGCCGGCCUUCAGCUGGUCCAACGACUGGUUCACCGACCCCGACCCAGAAGUUCUCGCCAACCUGCGGCAGCCCGCAGAGGACGAGGACCAAGAGGACUGCCUCUUCCUCAACGUCUUCACGCCCACGCUGGACCCCGGGGCGCGGAUGGCGGUGCUGGUGCACAUCCACGGCGGCUCCUACAUCGCGGGGUCGCCGCUGUUGGCGCGGCCAGGCUUCAUGCUGGAGCACGACCUGCUGCUCGUCACCGUCCAGUACCGCCUCUUCGUGCCAGGCUUCCUGUACGUGGGCACGGACGACGCGCCGGGCAACAUGGGCCUGCUGGACAUGACGACGGCGCUCAGCUGGGUGCAGCAGAACAUCGCCAGCUUCGGCGGCGACCCCGGCCGGGUCACCAUCUCCGGGGGCAGCGCGGGGGCGGCCGCCGUUGAACUGCUCGCCUACAGCCCCGUCGCCUCGCAGCUGUUCCACCAAGUGCUGCCGAUGAGUGGGUCUGCGCACGCGGCGUGGGCCAUGGAGAAGCCCGAGGACGCCAUCAGGGCGGCGAAGAACAUCGCGCGCCUCGCGGGCUGCAACUCGACCAGACCCGAGGAGAUGGUCGGCUGUCUGCGCUCCGUCCCCAUCGCAAAUCUCUCCGAUAUUUACAUGGAACACGCAAUGUCGUUCUGGGACAACGACGUGGACACGCUGGUGGGCGUGACGCCGGUGGUGCAGGACAGGCGGCUGCGCUCCCCCGCCGUGCUGCCAGCCUCGCCGCGGGAGCUGUGCGCGCCCUGGAGCGCCUACCGAGGGCGGCCCAUGAUGGUCGGCGUCACCAAGCACGACGGACACUUCUUCGUGGGCCAUGGCCUUCACGUAUGGAUGAACUCAAAUGUGACGGAGAGAGAGCGGCUAUACCGGAUGCAGUCCUUCCUAAUGGAGAGCCUGAAAACUGAGUACGACCCGGUGAUCGCGGACGCCCUGUACGAGAAGUACUUGAAUGGAUAUAACAGGACCGAGGACAUAUUCAUCGCCCUGACGGACUUCAUCGGUGCGGCUAAAUUUAAAGGUCCCAUGAUAAAGUCAGCCAACUGCAACACAAACCACGGUGGAAGGACGUAUGUGUACACGCUAAAUCAUGUGGGCCGUUUCCCCAAUCAAGCUGUCGAACAUGGUAUGGAUGUGCUGUACCUUUCACCCAGGUCGGACUUCAGGCUGUCUGAAGAAGAUGAAAAGGUUUCGAGGAGGCUCGUUCAUCUGCACGCGAACUUCAUCAUCUAUGGGGACCCGACGCCGAACACGAGCCGGGUGGACGGCGUGUCGCAGUGGCCGCCGUACGAACCCCGGGGCGGUCCCUACCUGCGCGUCGACUGGCCGUUCCGCGUGCAGCGCGACUUCGAGGCGCGCGAGUUCAACGUGACGCGCGCCGAGGGCAUCGGCAGGUCCGGCAGCCGCCGCGCCGGCGCCACCGUCGCCGUGCUCCUGCUGUGCGGGGCGCUGCCGCAGCUCCUCUCGCGGUGACCGACGCAACGCAGCCAAUGGGGCGGCUCUGCUGCCCGCCACCGUAUGCAAGUCUCGCAGCGUCUGGAGACGGAGAUCCACAGCAGCGAGUGUCGUGAAGGCUCAGUCAGCAGUGGCGUCGUGAGGUGUAGUUAACGCCAGGGAGCUCAGUACUAAACUGGAGAGACUACUCCACGAGGAGAUGCCGUUACGCACGACGUCGACGUGGGAUUGCAUCCUUCCACACCUACAAAACCUAUAUCCUACCUAUGCCAAUGUUGCACAGAUGUCCACUCUACCAAAGCUCUGUCACUCCAUCCAAAUAAUUAAACACGACGGACUCCACCUCACUUUCCUCAUCCCUUUACCUUCCCCAUGAGUCCAUUUACCAUCUCACUGAAUUCCCACUCUCCUCACAUUGAACGCUGACACUACUAUCUGCAAACUUGACUCUAACAACUGUAUUGCAUAGCCUAUAAUUUCCAAUCCCAAUAUGCUGCCACUCCCGUACCAAACAUUUCAGUCGACUACCUCUCCUAAAGAAUGACCGAGUGAGAUAGCGCAGCGAUAAAACACUGGACUUGUAUGCGGGAGAACGGCAGUUUGUUUCCUCAUCUAACAUCCAGAUUUAGAUUUUCCGUGACUUCCCUAAAGCACUUAAAGUGAAUGCCAGGACGGUUCCUUUGACAGGGCAGUGCUGAUAUCCUUAGUCAGAGCUUGCGUUCCACCUCUAAUUACCUCAUUGUUGACAGGACUUCAAGUCAUAAUCUCUUCCCAGACAAUGAAACUCACUCCAGUAAUUAUCCACCCUACUAACUAAAACUCUUUCCCUCCUGCAGCAUACACUCAUCUCCUUCCCCUCCUCUUCCUCCCAGGUGUGGCUUCUCCUUUCCCCUUUGCUCUCCAUCCUCCCUAUCCCUUCCUGCUCACACUAUGGCACUGUCCACACACCAACUCCUACUCCCUUUCUGUCUCCCCACCAUCCACUCCAACACCUAUUCACAUCUCUGUCCACCUGAUCCCUCUGCUUAUACCCACAUCUGAAAACACUACAGAACACCUUACAUUCCCAUCCAUUAAACACAUUUCUCUAGUGGAGCUCCUUCAGUUUUAAUGAAAGCACAGUGCUUCUUUUUAAGAUCAGCAGCAAUCUGCCAAGUCUUUAAAUAUCUUUUUAUUGUAUCUCAUAGGUUUUGAAUCUAAAGCAAAAAUUGGGAAAGUUUACAGUGAAAUUUAUGGAUGUACCACUAUGCAAAUUCUUCUUUAAUUAAUUUUAAAAACAUUUGUAAAUAUUUCACUUGUGUAUGAUAUUGUUUCUUCUUUGUAUGUUUUUAAACUUUUUGGUUGGCGAAAGGCUUGAUGGCAGUGAAUUUGAUUUUACUGAUACUAUGCAACAAUGUCCCAGUUUAAUUUCUAGUUCACUGUUAAUAUUGAUUUGUAUCUGCCAGUUCUCCUCUGCAAGAUCAGUUUCACAACUGUUAUGUUCAUUUUCAGAUGUAAUUUUCAUUAUAUUGCUGAAAAUCUACUGUAAUCACUUCCUCAGAAAUCUUACUUCUGUACAAGAGAGUUUACCUUCCACUUUACAUAGUGGAGUCAUGAGACAGCAUAUCAAUACCAAAUGGGGGAAGCAGUAACAUCAUAACUUUUUCAUAUGAUUAUUUCACCAAAUGAUUUGUGAAGAUUCAAUAAAUCAUUUUAAUGUGACCACCUUUG